AUGUUGGCGGUCUUCUUUGUCCGCGUCAGCAUGCCCCACACCCGACCCUCGGAUGCUUUCCGGGUACCCCGGAUUCCGAGCUCCGAACAGUUUCUGAUUAUUAUUGUGUUUGAAACCGACGGGGAAGUGCCUGAUCCUCCGAAACCCGCUCCCAAGAAGGGCGCCAAGAAAGCUCCGUCCAAACCGGCGAGCAAGUCUGGCAAGAAGCGCAAGAGGUCGAGGAAGGAGAGUUACAAAGUGAUGAAGCAGGUUCUCCCCGACACCGGCAUCUCCUCCAAGGCCAUGAGCAUCAUGAAAUCAUUCGUGAACGAUAUCUUCGAGCUCAUCGCGGGUGAGGCUUAUCGCCUGGCCGACUACAACAAGCGGUCCACCAUCAGCUCCCGGGAGACCCAGACCGCCGUGCGCCUGCUGCUGCCCGGGGAGCUGGCCAAGCACGCCGUUUCCGAAGGGACAAUGGCGGUGACCAAGUACACCAGCUCCAACUGAAGACAAGUUUACUGACAAAACAAACGGGAAAAUCAAAGAAUCUUUUAAGAGCCACUCACGGUUUCAUUAAAAGAAUAUUGCGACUUGGACUUGAGACAGCUGCACCAUAGACCCUGAAAGUGACAUCAGGAAUAUCUUCUCCGCAAGUUACAGUGAGCAUCUGGGUUAAAUCUGAUCAACAGCACAAGGUCAGAAACUUAGUGUCACUACCAAAAGUUCCAGCCAAUAGAAGUUCAACACUGUAUAAUGUGUGUUAAAGAAAUGUGAAAUAGUGCAACACUUGUAAUAAUAAUUAACAAUCAAUGAAGCAUACAAACAAUGUGUUCUUCAUUAGCAUUUAUUGUAAGACUGGAAGUGGUUACUACUGAUAUUGGCAACAUUUAUUCACCAUACCUAAUAUCUGUGCUCUUGAGAUUGUCCCCAUUAAACACAAAAUUAUUAUAAAUAAUUAAUUUUAGACGUACUUAUUUAAGACCAUAUGACAUAAGAGCAGAAUGAGAUAAUCUGGCCCAUUGAAUCAGCUCUGCCAUUCAAUCACUGAUGAUCCUUUGUUUUAUCUCCUCCUCAACCCCAUGAGAAAGUAAGGAUACAUGGGAUCCAAGGAGACACUGCUUUGUGGAUCCUGAACUGACUUACCCCAAGAAGGCAAAAUGUGCUUGGAGACGGGUCAUAUUCUGCAUGGAGGCCAGAGUCCAGUGUUGUGCCUCAGGGAUCUAUUCUGGGACUCCAACUCUUCGUGAUUUUUAUAAAUGACUGAGACGAGGUAAUUUAAUGAGAUGAGGCAUUAAUAAGAUGCAAAACUGGGCUGAGAAAUGGUAGAUGGAGUUCAACCCAGAUAAGUGUGGCCUGGUUCAUUUUGGUAGGUCAAAUAUGAUGGCAGAAUGUAGAGUUAAUGCCUAGACUCUUGGCAGUGAGGAGGAUCAGAGGGAUCUUGGGGUCCCAGGCCCAAAUUUUCUUUAAAUAACUAUUUAUGGUUCUUAGUAAUUGUUCCAUCCAAAUAAGUAAGUUUAUUUCUUACAAUUUUAAAAGGAAGGUUAGUAUUAAUUGAUACUAAAUGAUUCAAUAGAAUAAGUUCACUCUUAUCCUGAAUACUGACUAAAACUGGAGACAAAAGAAUGUACGAUAGCUAAUAAAGUCUCAACAUUAGGAAUAUAAAGCAAAAGGUCAUCGGCAUAAUGCAAAAUUUCUAAGGUAAGGACAUGUUCGGCACAGCUUUGUAGGCUGGAGGGCCUGUAUUGUGCAGUAGUUCCGUGUUUCUAUGUUUCUAUAAUAUCUGUUUCCUCAACAUUUCAUGUCCCUCCACCAAUAUUCCUAAUAUCUGCAAACCUGGCAGGAAAGCCAUCUAUUCCUUCAUCUAAGUCAUCAUAUACAGCAUAAAAGUAAGUGGCCCCAUAGGAACCCUGCGGAUCACCACUAGCCACUGGCAGCCAACCAGAACAGGAUCCAUUUAUUCCCACUCGCUGCCUCCUACCAAUCAGCCAAUGUACUACCCAUGUUAGUAACAUUCUUGUAAUACCAUGGGCUCUUAAUUAAAUGCGCAGCCUUCUGUGUGGCACUUGUGUCAAAGGACCUCUUAACGCCCAGAUAUACAAAAUACACUGCAUCCCCUUUAUCUAUCCUGCUGGCAUUCUCAUCAAAUUAUCGCAAAAGGUACAUAUUUUUAGCCAGAUGGUGGAGGAAUUAUGGAAUUCGUUGCCACAUACAGUGUGGAGGCCCAAUCAUUGAAGGUGCUUAAGGAGGAGAUUGAUAGGUAUCUAAUUAGUCAGUGUAUCAAGGGAUAUGGGGAAAAAGUCGAAAAUUGGAUCUAGAUGGGAGAAUAGUUCAGCUCAUGGUGGAGUGGCAGAGCAGACUCAAUGGGUCGAAUGUAAUAUGAAUUAUUAAUAGAGUAAACGAAUAGACUAUAACAGAGACAGUACUUAGCUCAUGACGAAUUAAUGUUGUCACAAAUAAAGUGACUAUGAAUCACUGAUUAUUUCUACUUGGCAUAAUUUAUAAUUAUUUAAUUAUUUCUGGUUAAAUAUUGCUAUAUUUCUACACAAUUCCUGCUUAGUAUGAAUGUAACGAGACCCAAUUUCCUUCGGGAUCCAUAAAGUAUGUCGUUCAGUCUGUCUGUCUGACUGAAGUUUCUGGCAGACUGAAUUCCUUCCGAUGGAUCAUUGCUGGGAGUGCUCGUUCCUUUUGGGCAGCU
Molecule: messenger RNA, 2674 nt
Organism: Hypanus sabinus (Atlantic stingray)
Lineage: Eukaryota; Metazoa; Chordata; Chondrichthyes; Myliobatiformes; Dasyatidae
Product: histone H2B-like
Exons: 3
Coding region: 1-486 (161 amino acids)
Cellular component (GO): nucleosome
Molecular function (GO): protein heterodimerization activity; structural constituent of chromatin; DNA binding
Source: RefSeq, a predicted model, not a curated record